This is a messenger RNA of Triticum turgidum subsp. durum (durum wheat), 1383 nucleotides long. NCBI's taxonomy places the organism in Eukaryota, Viridiplantae, Streptophyta, Magnoliopsida, Poales, Poaceae. The record is from the annotation of a GenBank genome assembly.
AUGAAGCUGACGAUUAAGAGGGUACCCACCGUCGUGUCCAACUACCAGGAAGACGCUGGCGAGCGGCCACGCGGAGGGUGUGGGAGGAACUGCCUCGGACAUUGUUGCUUGCCUGUUUCUGAGCUUCCUGUCUAUGCUUUCAAGGCAAAUCCAACAAAGCUGCCUUUACAGGAGGAUGCUGUUCCUACUGAUUUCUUCAUCAAUCUCCUCCUUGGGCAGUGGGAGGACAGGAUGACCCAAGGCUUAUUUCGAUAUGAUGUCACUGCAUGUGAGACCAAGGUGAUCCCUGGCAACCUUGGUUUCGUUGCUCAACUAAAUGAAGGGCGCCACCUCAAGAAACGUCCUACAGAGUUCCGUGUGGAUCGUGUGCUUCAGCCAUUUGACUCUGCCAAGUUCAAUUUCACCAAAGUUGGCCAGGAGGAGGUGCUCUUCCAAUUUGAGAACAGUGGUAGUGAUGACAGCUACUUCCUGAGGAGUGCCGCAGUCACUGUUGCUGAUCGUGCUCCUAAUGUUGUGGCAAUCAAUGUACAUCCUGGCCCUGUGCCAAUCUAUUUAAUUUCCAACUUGUGUACUCUUAGUGCUAAAUUGCUGAUACCUGUUUUUGACAUUUUGAAGGUGAGCCCAAUUGAAUAUGGCCAUGUUCUUCUUAUUCCCCGGGUCCUGGACCAUGUGCCUCAGAGGAUUGACCAAGAGAGCUUCUUGCUAGCACUGCACAUGGCGGCUGAGGCAGCUAGCCCAUACUUCAGGCUUGGUUACAAUAGUUUGGGUGCCUUUGCAACUAUCAACCACCUCCACUUUCAGGCAUACUACUUGACAGUGCCUUUUCCUGUCGAGAAGGCAGCUACCCAGAGGAUUCCCCUUGCUGAGGGCGGGAUAAAGAGUGGAGUGAAGGUGUCGAAGCUAAUGAACUACCCCGUGAGAGGACUGGUUUUUGAGGAAGGCAACACCCUGAAUGAUCUGGCCAAUGUGGUUUCCAGUGCUUGCAUUUGGCUGCAGGACAACAAUGUGCCUUGCAAUGUGCUCAUUUCAGACUCUGGCAGGAAGAUCUUCCUCUUUCCCCAAUGCUAUGCUGAGAAGCAGGCUCUGGGCGAAGUGAGUCAGGAACUGCUGGACACACAGGUGAACCCUGCUGUUUGGGAGAUCAGUGGCCACAUUGUACUGAAACGUAGGGAUGACUACGAGGAGGCAUCAGAAGCUUCGGCAUGGAGACUCCUCGCCGAGGUCUCCCUGUCGGAAGCACGCUUUGAGGAAGUGAAGGCCUACAUCUUUGAUGCUGCUUGUUUGGUUCAGUCCCAGGCGGAGGAGGAAACUGAUGAGGCCAUUUAUGCACCUGUGCUGGUUGGCCCUUCAGCUGUUGGGGAGGGCUGCCUCGUAAUUCCGUGA